Messenger RNA from Cavia porcellus (domestic guinea pig), 7498 nucleotides. RefSeq names its product nucleoporin 210 (gene Nup210). NCBI's taxonomy places the organism in Eukaryota, Metazoa, Chordata, Mammalia, Rodentia, Caviidae. The record is from RefSeq and is a predicted model, not a curated record. The coding region runs from base 146 to 5956 and encodes 1936 amino acids. Gene Ontology annotation, cellular component: nuclear pore. The transcript is spliced from 40 exons.
CCCGCGCGCGGCAGCUCAGGAAGUGGUUGGAGGAGGCGGCCUUGCCCCGCCCUCCCCGCUAUCACCUGCUGCCCCGGCGCGGGCGGGGACAGAGGCGCGGGCGGGAGGGCAGAGCGCAGGCCGGGUCACGGGUGACGCCGCGAGGAUGGCGCGGGCCCAGGCGCCGCCGCCGCCGCUGCUUGUGCUCUCUGCGUUGCUGGCGCUGCCCGCUCUGGGUCCUGCCGCGGCCGCCAAGCUCAACAUCCCCAAAGUGCUGCUGCCCUUCACGCGGGCCACGCGCGUCAACUUCACCCUGGAGGCCUCGGAAGGCUGCUACCGCUGGUUGUCUACCCGGCCGGAAGUGGCUAGCAUAGAGCCCCUGGGCCCUGAUGAACGCCAGUGCUCCCAGAAAGCUGUGGUGCAGGCCCGGCUCACACAGCCUGCCCGGCUCACCAGCAUCAUCUUCGCCGAGGACAUCACCACAGGCCAGGUGCUGCGCUGCGAUGCCAUUGUUGACCUCAUCCACGGCAUUCAGAUUGUGUCCACUACCCGUGAGCUCUACCUUGAAGAUUCCCCUCUGGAGCUGAAGAUCCAGGCCCUGGACUCGGAAGGGAACACCUUCAGCACCCUGGCGGGACUGGUGUUUGACUGGACCAUUGUGAAGGACACAGAGGCGGAUGGAUUCUCAGACUCCCACAAUGCACUGCGAAUCCUCACCUUCCUGGAAUCUACAUACAUCCCUCCUUCUUACAUCUCAGAAAUGGAGAAGGCAGCCAAGCAGGGGGACACUGUUCUGGUGUCUGGGAUGAAGACUGGGAGCUCCAAGCUCAAGGCUCGCAUCCAAGAGGCCGUCUACAAGAGUGUACGCCCUGCCGAGGUCAGGCUGCUGAUUCUGGAAAACAUCCUCCUGAACCCAGCGCAUGACGUCUACCUGCUCGUGGGGACCUCCAUUUGCUACAAAGUGCAGAAGGUCAGGCAGGGAAAGAUUACAGAACUCUCGAUGCCUUCUGAUCAAUAUGAGUUGCAGCUUCAGAACAACAUCCCAGGGCCCCAGGGAGACCCUGCCCAGGCUGUGGCUGUGCUGGCCCAGGACACAUCGAAGGUGACCGCCUUGCAGCUGGGACAGAGCAACCUCGUCCUCGGCCAUCGGAGUAUCCGCAUGCAGGGUGCCUCUAGAUUGCCCAACAGCACUAUUUAUGUGGUUGAGCCCGGGUACCUAGGAUUCACAGUCCAGCCUGGUGACAGGUGGGUGCUUGAGACUGGCCGCCUGUAUAUCAUCACCGUCGAAGUAUUUGACAAGUCCAGCAACAAGGUCCACCUGUCUGAUAACAUCCGGAUUGAGACUGAGAUUCCUGCUGAGUUCUUUGAGGUUCUCUCAUCUUCCCAGAAUGGGUCACACCAUUAUGUGAGGGCAAUUCAGAGGGGUCAGACGACUAUCAGUGCAGCCCUCACCUCUGUGGUGGACCAGGAUGGCGGGGUUCAUGUGCUACAUGUGCCAGUUUGGAACCAGCAGGAGGUGGACAUUCACAUCCCCAUCACCCUCUACCCCAACAUCUUGACAUUUCCUUGGCAACCGAAGACGGGCGCCUAUCAGUACACAAUAAAGGCCGAUGGGGGCAGUGGGAACUUCAGCUGGUCGUCCUCAAGCUCCAUGGUGGCCACAGUUACUGUCAAGGGUGUGAUGACCACAGGCAGUGACAUCGGACUCAGUGUGAUCCAGGCACAUGACGUCCAGAACCCACUACAUUUCGGUGAGAUGAAGGUAUACGUGAUUGAGCCCAGCAGCAUGGAGUUCACCCCAUGCCAGGUGGAGGUGCGAGUGGGCCAGACCCUGGAGCUGCCUCUGAGGAUCAAUGGCCUCAUGCCCGGCGGAACAAAUGAGGUGGUCACCCUGAGCGACUGCUCCCACUUUGACUUGGCAGUGGAGGUGCAGAACCAGGGCAUGUUCCAGCCACUCCCAGGGCGGCUGCCACCAGGGUCUGACCACUGUAGUGGUGUCAAAGUAAGGGCCGAGGCCCAGGGAUCUACCACACUCCUCGUGAGCUACACACAUGGCCACAUCCACCUGAGUGCCAGAAUCACGAUCGCUGCCUACUUGCCCCUCAAGGCUGUGGAUCCCUCCCCUGUUGCCGUGGUAACCCUGGGCUCCUCAAAAGAGAUGCUGUUGGAAGGAGGCCCCAGGCCCUGGGUCCUGGAGCCCUCCAAGUUUUUCCGAAACAUCACCUCUGAGGACAUGGACAGCAUCAGCAUGGUUCUCUUGGGUCCCCCUGCCUCCCGCAAUUACCAACAGCAUCGGAUCCUUGUGACCUGUCAGGCCUUUGGUGAGCAGGUUAUCGCCCUCUCGGUGGGGAACAAGCCCAGCAUCACCAACCCCUUUCCUGCGGUGGAGCCCACUGUGGUGAAGUUCAUCUGUGCCCCACCAUCCAGACUCACCCUCACGCCCAUCUACACCAGCCCCCAGCUGGACCUGUCCUGUCCCUUGCUGCAGCAGAACAAGCAGGUGGUUCCAGUCUCCAGCCACCGCAACCCUUUGCUGGACCUGGCUGCCUAUGACCAUCAGGGCCGCCAGUUUGACAAUUUCAGCUCUCUGAGUAUCCAGUGGGAGUCUGCCCGGCCGUCACUGGCCAGCAUCGAGCAGGACCUGCCACUGCAGCUGGUGUUCCAGGAUGAUGGAAGUGGUCAGAAGAAGUUACAUGGUUUGCAAGCCAUUUCGGUACACAAGACAUCGGGAGUAACUGCCAUCUCUGCAACGGCAACCGGCUACCAGCAGUCCCACCUCAUCGCAGCCAGAGCAGAGCAACCGCGUGAUCCUUUCCUGCCUGUGUCAGCCUCUAUCGACCUCAUUCUGGUGGAGGAUGUGGGGGUGAUCCCAGAGGAAGUGACCAUCUACAACCAUCCUAGCAUCCAGGCAGAACUCCACGUGAAAGAAGGCUCUGGCUACUUCUUCCUCAACACCAGCGCCACAGAUGUCGUGCGCGUGGCCUACCAGGAGGCCAGGGGCAUCACCACAGUGCAUCCUUUGCUCCCAGGCUCUGCAACCAUCAUGAUCCACGACUUGUGCCUGGCCUUCUCCUCCCCUGCAAAGGCUGUCGUUCAUGUCUCAGACAUUCAGGAGCUGUACGUCCACGUGGUUGACAAGGUGGAGAUUGGGAAGACAGUCAAGGCCCACGUCCGCGUGCUAGACUCUUACAAGAAACCUUUUCUGGCUAAGUACUUUGCCUUCAUGGACUUGAAACUCCGGGCAGCAUCCCAGAUUGUCACACUAGUGGCCCUGGAGGAAGCCCUAGACAAUGACACAGCUGCAUUCCUUGUGCAUGGCGUGGCCAUUGGCCAGACCAGUCUGACUGCCUCUGUGACCGAUAAAGCUGGGCAGAAGAUCACCUCAGCCCCACAACAGAUUGAGGUCUUCCCCCCGUUUAGGCUGAUGCCCAGGAAGGUGACGCUGAUUAUCGGAGCUGUGAUACAGAUUACCUCGGAGGGCGGCCCGCAGCCCCAGUCCAACAUUCUCUUCUCCAUCAGCAAUGAGAGCAUCGCAGCCGUGGGUGGCACUGGGCUGGUGCAAGGCCUCUCUGUGGGCAACGGCACUGUGUUAGGAGUUGUGCAGGCAGUGGACUCGGAGACCGGCAAGGUCAUCGUCAUCUCCCAGGACCUUGUGGAGGUGGAGGUGCUGCAGCUCCAGGCAGUGAGGAUCCGGGCCCCCAUCACACGCAUGAGGACAGGCACUCAGAUGCCUGUCUAUGUCACUGGGAUCACCAACAGCCAGAGCCCAUUCUCUUUUGGAAAUGCUGUGCCUGGCCUGACCUUCCACUGGUCUGUUACCAAGCGAGACAUCCUGGACCUCCGAGGGCGCUACCAUGAGGCCUCUAUCAGGCUCCAGUCCCAGUACAACUUUGCCAUGGCCGUGCAUGGCCGGGUGAAAGGCCGGACCGGGCUUCGAGUGGUGGUCAGGGCUCAGGAGCCCAGAGCUGGACAGCUGCAUGGCCUUGCAAGAGAGCUGUCGGAUGAGAUCCAAAUCCAGGUGUUUGAAAAGCUGCGACUGCUGAACCCUGAAAUAGAAGCAGAACAAAUAUUAAUGUCUCCCAACUCAUUUAUAAAGCUCCAGACAAACAGGGACGGUGCAGCUACGCUCAGCUACCUCGUCCUUGACGGGCUUGAGGGAGUCCCCGUAGUACACAUUGACGAGCGGGGCUUCCUGGUAUCCGGCUCUGUGGUUGGGACGUCCACUAUUGAAGUUACCGCCCAGGAGCCUUUUGGGGCCAACCAGACCAUCACCGUUGCUGUGAAGGUGUCUCCUGUUUCUUACCUGAGAGUCUCCAUGAGCCCUGUCCUGCACACCCACAACAAGGAGGUCCUGAUGGCCUUACCAGUGGGGAUGACCGUGACCUUCACUGCCCACUUCCAUGACAACUUCGGAGACAUUUUCCAUGCUCAAAAUUCCAUCCUCAACUUUGCCACUAACAGAGAUGACUUUGUGCAGAUUGGCAAGGGCACCACCAAUAACACCUGCAUCGUCCGCACAGUCAGCACAGGCCUGACACUGCUUCGUGUGUGGGACACUGAGCACCCGGGCCUCUCCGACUACGUCCCACUGCCUGUCCUGCAGGCCAUCUCCCCAGAGCUGUCUGCCACGGUGGUGGUAGGAGAUGUCCUCUGCCUGGCCACUGUUCUCAUUGGCCUGGAAGGCAUCUCUGGAACCUGGAGCUCCUCAGCCAGCAACAUCCUCCAUGUGGACUCCAAGACAGGUGUGGCUGUGGCCCAGGACGUUGGACCUGUGACAGUCUACUACGAGGUCUCAGGGCACCUGAGGACCUACAAAGAGAUCAUGGUCAGUGUCCCACAGAGGAUUGUGGCCCAUCGCAUCCACUCUGCCCAGACCACUUUUCAAGAUGCCACAGCCUCCCGAGUGACUGUUACCGUGGGAGACAGAAGUUCAAACCUAAGAGUUUCUAUGAAAAGUCAUGGCAUCUGUGAAAAUCCAUGGAAGGAAUAUGGGUGCAGAUGCCAUCUGCGGCCCUGCCAGCCCUCAGGGGGCCCUCCUCACCACCCCCCCUCCUCAGGUGAGUGCUCCGUCGUGCAGAGGGAAGUCAUUGAGACCUUGCACCCCGAAUCGAUUAUCGGCUGCCAGUUCCGGUUCAAGCACGACAUCUUCAGUUUCCCGGCAGGGGACAUCUUCGCCGUGGAACCAGGGUUUGAUACUGUUCUAGGCCAGUACUUCUGCUCAGUCACCAUGCUCAGACUGACAGACAUGCAGCUCAAGCACCUGAGCACCAAGACGACGACACUGGUGGUCACCGCCUCCCUUCCUGGCAGCCACUUCUCCCUGGAGCAGGUGGGGGCAGAAGUGCCCUUCAGCCCCGGGCUCUACGCUGACCAGACUGAAAUCCUUUUGAGCAAUCACUACACCAGCUCCGAGGUUAAGGUCUUCGGUGCUGCGGAGACCCUGGAGAGCUUGGAGGUGAAGUCUGGAUCCCCAGCUGUGCUGGCCUUCGCAAAGGAGAAAUCUCUGGGACUGCCCAGCUUCAUCACAUUCAUAGUUGGCAUUUCGGACCCUGCGGCCGGCAGCCAAGGACCUCUGUCCACAGCCCUGACCUUCUCCAGCUCUGCCACUAACCAGGCCCUCACCAUUCCCGUCACCGUGGCCUUUGUGAUGGACCGCCGUGGGCCUGGUCCCUAUGGCAGCAGCCUCUUUCAGCACUUCCUGGAUUCCUACCAAGUCAUGUUCUUCACGCUCUUCGCCCUGCUGGCUGGGACUGCAGUCAUGAUCAUAGCCUACCACACAGUCUCCACGCCCCGGGGGCUCGCCACACCUCAGGCCCUCAACUCCCAAGCCAGCCCAAAGCCCAGCCCUCAGCCCAGCCCACAGCACAGCCCGCACUAUUUUGCUGCCUCAUCACCGACCCCUUUCAACGAACUGCUUCCUGCUCGCAAAGCCAGUCCUCCCUCAGGGCUCUGGAGCCCAGCGUAUGCCUCCCGCUAGCCAGUGUUCAGUAGGUGCUGAUGGCAGCUCCCCACAGAUGCCUUCGUGUCAGGAACGCCCCUGCCACAUUCAUGCUGGAACAAGGCCCUCAAGGCCCAUACACCUGUGCCCCAGCCACCCUCGCUGUCCCUUUGCUUUUGCAGAAUGGAGAUAGUGUUGUGCUAUUUAGCUAAUUCUCAUAUGUAGGAGUUUUAAGUUUGUUUUUUAUAAUUUCCCCUCCAGGGCUGGGUGUGGUGGCACACACUCAUAACCCUAGCACUGGGGAGACUGAGUCAAGAGGAUAGAAAAUUGAAGGCCAGGCUGGACCAUAGAGCAAGACCCUGUCUCAAACAACAACAGAAUUUCCCUUCCAAGUCUUGCAAAGCUAGGACUGGCUGGCUCAUUCCUUCAUUCCCGGCUGUCUAGGAUUUCUGGACAUUGUCCCAAUUGUUUUUUUAUUUUCUUAGCAUUGCUAUAAACCACUCCCUCCUAAAUACUUGGAGCAGCUAAAACUCAAAUUAGAAGGAAUCUGAAGAUGAUGUUCCUGUAGUGGUCUCAGGGAAAGGAUUUUCUAGUUGCUUUGGGGUUUGGGGUGCGCGUAUGUGCGCAUGUGCAUGGGUGUGUGUAUGUGGUGCUGGGGAUGGAACCCAGGGCCUUGGACAUUCUGGGCAAGUGCUCUCCCACGGAGCUACUCUCAAACCUUGUUGUGGGUUUCCCCCUGUGAAAACUUCUCCUCAUCUGGCUGCUGCUGGGAGAUGUGGGAGCCAAUGGAUGUGACUCCCUGGGCCUGCCCGCUUUAGCAUGAGGAUCACAGCACCUGGAGCCCCUGGAGAACUCAGCCCUCCUGACUACUGUGAAAAGCCUCCUGUCCUCUGGCCCUGUGCUUCAGAACCUGUUCAAACAGCUGGUGGAUGUGGCUUCAUCCCUACUGAGCCACCCCCAGUGGGGAUCCAUCUACUCUGACCUCAGCUUUUCUGCAGCAUGGGGACAUCCUCUGGCUGGUAGCAGGGACCUCCCACCAAUUUGUUCUGUGAAACAAUACGUUCUGCCUCAGUACAAAGACCCAGAGUCACCCGUCCCUGGAUAGGUGGGACGCUGCAGUACCUCAGCAGAUGUGAGCCUUUGCCGCCCAGCUGCGGAAGGAGAUGUCCUCUCCCUGAUCAGCCCAGGCCCCAGGCAGCUUCCCAGCAGGCCGUGGAGCAGCCUGCCCUCCAGGAAGGACACCCCAAGGAGGUGACAGAGCCCUCCUCUACCCAGCUUCUGUCAGCUCUGAGGAGUACAGACCUCCUUCUCUGAGCCAGAAAGCCAUGCUGCCCCCAGGAGACCUGGAGGCUGCACAGAGCUCGCCACAUGGACCACUGUGAUACUGACUCCACAGGGCCCGUGUGCCUCUCAAAGUCAAAUGUGAACCACCUCCACCUCCGGCCAGGCCGCAGAGAUGUCUGGAAGCUGGAGGGCAGAUGACUUGUGCCUUGCCUACUACUUGAGCUCACACUGACAACCUGGAUGUCCAUAAGAUCCUUUCUCCUUGUUUUAUUUAAUAAAGUUCUGUAUAAUUUCUUA